AUGGCUACGGUUGACUACGCUGCUUUUCUUGCGGUUAUACUCAUUUUCCAAGCUUAUUCCGUCACCGCCAACUUCACUAUUCCGUUCCUUUCCCCUCUAAUAGGUAAUAAUAACCCUUGUGGAGAAAAUGUUUGUGGGAAGGGAAAUUGCGUGGUUUCGAGUAAUAGCACUUUUGGUUACGAGUGCGAAUGCGACUCUGGCUGGAAACAAGUUCUUGCAGAUGACGAUGAUGAUAACCUCAAGUUCUUGCCUUGCGUCAUUCCAAAUUGUACGUUAAACAACAAUUGCGAAAAUGCGCUUCCCCCAGCACCCGAUAAUCACAAAAAUGCUAGCUUCUCGUUUCUAGAUCCCUGCUUCUGGACUUACUGUGGGGGAGGUUCGUGUAAUAAGACCUCCAUAUUCACACACUCGUGCGAAUGUGAUGAGGGCUACUUCAAUUUGUUCAACUCCACUUCUUUUCCUUGCUACAAAGAAUGUGCACUUGGAUUGGAUUGUGCAAACCUUGGGCUCAACAUGAACAACUCAACAACUUCGAGGCCUGGUUCUAGCCAGAGUUCGGCUGAGGACAGUAACAGUCCUGGAUUGCGGUUGAUCCCGAGUCUCGAAUUUGAUUUGUUCAUUGCAUUGGGUACAACAUUGGCUCUAGUUGUAAGGAAGUAUGGUUAA
Messenger RNA from Striga hermonthica, 666 nucleotides. The record is from the annotation of a GenBank genome assembly. Lineage: Eukaryota; Viridiplantae; Streptophyta; Magnoliopsida; Lamiales; Orobanchaceae.